Molecule: messenger RNA, 959 nt
Organism: Acanthoscelides obtectus
Lineage: Eukaryota; Metazoa; Arthropoda; Insecta; Coleoptera; Chrysomelidae
Source: the annotation of a GenBank genome assembly
AAUUUUUGAGGUUAUGGAUGUUGUCAAAGAUCAAUCAAGUUCAAGUGCCAAAUGAAUUGGCAAAACAAUGAAUUUUGAACUUUUUAACAUGUAAUUUUAGUCGUAAUUACUUUGAAAUCCAUAUAACCUAGCAAUAAACAAUGUGGUUUUUAACUGUAGUCAGUUAUCUAGCCAUCCUAGUUCAAAUAAUUUUCAUCACGAUUGCAAUAGCUGCUGGACUCUACUAUCUUGCCGAACUCGUUGAAGAAUAUACUACAAUAGCAAAAAAAAUCAUAUGGUGGAUGAACACGGUAAUCCCUUGCAAGACUAACGUUUUGUCAAUUUUCUAUGAAUCUUUACUUUCAGAGCAUCUUUGCACUUUAUCUCUUACUAUGGAUAUUCGAGAACUUCCCUUUAUCAAUGAUUCUGUUUGGAAUAGCAGAACAGCUGACACACUAUGUAAUACUGACUAACUUCCCAUUUGUGGCAUUCUCAUCCAUUGGAUUUGUAGCAUCAGUGCUUUUUGUUGUGAUAAAUCACUACCUUGCAUUCAGCUAUUUUGCUACAGUUUAUCAUCCAUUCUCUGAGGUAAUAGCAUUCUUCACGCUGUUUUUGUGGUUAGUGCCAUUUGCAUUAUUUGUGUCAUUAUCAGCCAAUGACAAUGUGUUGCCAACUACAACAGAUAGAAUUGAUGGUGAUGUGGUCUCGAACUAUUUCUCAAAAAGAAACAAAAAGUAUGGACUGCUGACAUUCUUCAAUUAUGCCAAGGAGUCAUUGUUACCUAUGAGAACAAAAAAGGGAUUUUGAAUCAAACACUGUGUAUAGUUUAAGCCAACUAUUUAUUUUUUAUAAUUAAAAUAAUUUAACUAAAAAGAUAUUCUGUUCUUAGAACUGAUUUGUAAAAACAGACUUUAUAAUGUAUAAAAAUACAAAUAAAACUUCCAUUCUUAGUUCAUGAAAAUCAGCUUUCAUGUAAGUAC